AUGAACAGGCCGUCCCCUUCCUCUUUCGUCCAGAUAUCACGGAUCUCCAUCUUUACCUCCACAACCUGCCUUGCCCUCUCCCCCACAACCCCGCUCUCGGCCUCCGCUUCAGUCUGUUCAUUUAAUUCCCUCAUCACUCUCACACACUUUCGCUCGUCUAAUUUACCACCCCUUGCCGUCAUGGGCAAGAUCGCUGAUCCCCUCCUCAAGCUCCGCUGCGUCCAUUGUGGAAACACUGAAACUCCACUUUGGCGUGCAGGCCCUGACGGACCGAAGACGCUGUGUAAUGCAUGUGGAGUCCGCUACAAGAAGGGCAAGCUCACAAUUUUUAGAGAUAAAGAUGGCAACCUCACCGCCGUGAAACAGGAAGACACCCUCCCCGUCCACGUACCUCCAGCCCCCAAAAAGUCAAACAAGAAGCUUCAACAGCAUCAUGCCCCAGACCCUCCGUCCAAGUCAGACCACUCCCACCCAUCCUCCCCAUCAGAGCCCGCUGUGAGACGCCCAGUCCGCAAAGUCCCCACAGAGGGCGUCUUCACCGCAGCUCUCGCGAAGAAGCCUCGCUCCAGGUCGCGCCGCACCAAUGCUGGUCAGCUUCCCGGUCGCUACUCGUCUAAGUCCCUUCCAGAUGACGUUGCUCAAUGGCAUUCUCCACUCACUUCUCCGAAGAGCUUUUCCUCGUCCCCUGCCCAAAGCCCUAGAAAUGAUGGUGGUGUAUGUUUUCAACUAGCGAGAGGAGCCUCGGCUCUUAAAAUUGAUGACCCUUUGCCAUACCAUUGCGAUCCCUCCGAUGAGGCCCUAUUUCCGGACGUCUCAUGCCUUGGCAUCGAUUCAGGUGACGAUGAUCGCACCACUGUAAAAUUACUACCUAUGGAUGCCGACCCCUCAUCAGCAGAGCAAUUCAGCUUUGCUUUUGGCGAGCUAGGCAACAACGCCUCAGUUAACAUCGGCCUCCCCGAUCGAGUCAAGGCAUUGCGAGGACUCGUUUUGGAUCGCACGCGAAAAGUUUCCGCUCGCUACGAGUCAACCGUUGUAGGCCUGUGUCGUCUCUGUGAGGAACGCUGCCUUCGCUCCUGCUCUAACGGAAAUGGCCAGCCUUGGACCCUUGAGGACUGCAAGAACUAUGUACGAUGGUUUUCUCAAGAGCAAACCGUCGGGUUUGUCGCUAACAAGAACUCGUCAUGCAACCCAGGAAUCAGCUUAAGUGAUUCCGAUGAGAUGGACAUCACUGCCGGAUUCAUGCUUCCGGAGAAAACAGCAUAUACCUCGGCCGUUGAAAAUCUGAAGGCCUUGAUGGAUAGCAGUGAGCUGGCUGGAUUUGCGGAAGCGUGCAUGAUUGAAUUGCUUUGUGAGGAUGUGGCAGCUGCUCUGUCGAAGGGGGUCUUUGCUGGUAAAUGCGCAGGGGUGCACUUCCGCCUAGCCCAGUCGUCCUUCCCCAGCAAUUCCAUCGCCGUCCGUGGAUAAAAUUGCGCCUUGGGGGCAUCUUCGAAUUGAAACGAGUUGCACACUUGCCUGUCUAGAAGCGAAAAUUGGAGGCGACUUCAGAGGAACAAACGCGAAGCCACUGUUCGAUUGUACUCAUCCAGUAAACAAGCUUCUACUACCAUUUUCAUCUAUUCUUGUAUCUGCUUCUGUUAAGUCUGAUUACAUCAGGGCUUCAGUGUGAUUUUUCCGCCUCACCAUCGUUGAAACCCAGGCAAUCAGCCAACAGAAAGCAGCAGGGGGUAUUUGGUAUUAAUCCCGUGUCUUUAGGCAUGUCUGCUAAGUUGCCUCGUCCAGUCUCUUGAAGCGAAAGUCGUUAUCUAGGUGAGAAUGUGUGGGCGUACCUGCAGAUGCAGAUUUCGACAUUGCGAAACGGGAGUUGCCUUUCGCGUCACCCUGCGCGUAGUUUCCGCACUUAACCGAGAUCUACGAAUCAGUAAUUUCUUUUGUUCAGUAGAUGUAAUUGUCUGAACGCCAAGCCAGCUCAAGAGA
This is a messenger RNA of Chondrus crispus (carragheen), 1974 nucleotides long. RefSeq lists its product as hypothetical. Bases 1 to 1464 code for a protein of 487 amino acids. Gene Ontology annotation, molecular function: sequence-specific DNA binding; zinc ion binding. The record is from RefSeq and is a predicted model, not a curated record. The transcript is spliced from 3 exons. Lineage: Eukaryota; Rhodophyta; Florideophyceae; Gigartinales; Gigartinaceae. Gene Ontology annotation, biological process: regulation of DNA-templated transcription.